This is a messenger RNA of Dacryopinax primogenitus, 594 nucleotides long. RefSeq names its product Sm-like ribonucleoprotein. Gene Ontology annotation, biological process: RNA processing; spliceosomal snRNP assembly. NCBI's taxonomy places the organism in Eukaryota, Fungi, Basidiomycota, Dacrymycetes, Dacrymycetales, Dacrymycetaceae. The record is from RefSeq and is a predicted model, not a curated record. The transcript has 4 exons. Gene Ontology annotation, molecular function: RNA binding. Gene Ontology annotation, cellular component: U1 snRNP; U4 snRNP; spliceosomal tri-snRNP complex. The coding region runs from base 52 to 435 and encodes 127 amino acids.
AGACGACCUCGUCCACCUUUCACUUUCCUCUCAUCUUCAAGGUGUCGUAUCAUGGCAUCCACAAUCGGAGUUCCCAUCAAGCUUCUCCAUGAGUCACUUGGUCAUGUCAUCACCGUUGAAUUAAAAACUGGCCAGACAUACCGUGGGAAGUUGGCAGAUGCGGAGGACUCGCUCAACAUAUCAUUAAGGGACAUCACUGUCACCGGGCGUGAUGGCCGUGUAUCGCAACUCGACUCCGUCUACAUCAGGGGAAGCAUGGUCAGAUUCUUCAUUGUGCCGGAUAUGCUGCAGAAUGCUCCUAUGUUCAAGCGGGUUGGCCCGAACGCCAUGAAAGGUCGUGGUAUCGGUACGGCGCGUGGUCGUGCGACCAUCAUGCGGGCAAAUGCACGUCGUGGACGUGGAGCACCACAGCCUGCCCGCGGUAUACGUCGCUGAUCAUUCUGUGGUUUACGUUGCAUGUCGUGUUACUGAGCUACCGGAGAAGCCGUGCCGGAGCAUUGGGGACAGGCCGUGUUUAGCGCACACACUUUUUCUGCACUGUAUUAUUCCUCCUGUCCAAUACGCAUGAAUUGCAUAGGCAUUGUACUAUGCUCA